CGUACACCGCCCGGCACAGGCAGCCGAGCUGAGGUGCGCGGGGGUGUGAGAGACAUUUGGUGCCAGAACGCGAAGCGAGGAUGAGGUAAUAUAAGAAAUAAAGAAAUGAAGCCAUCAGAUACAGACCCAAGGAUCUUAUCUCUGGCCGCUGAAGUUGCAAAAAGUCCUGAACAGAAUGUCCCUAUUAUACUGUUGAAGUUAAAAGAAAUAAUAAACAACACACCUUCAGGAAGCUCAGAGUUGAAGAAAAUAAAAAAAGAUAUAUAUUGUUAUGACCUAAUUCAGUAUUGCCUCUUGGUCCUCAGUCAAGAUUGUUCUCGAAUCCAGGGUGGUUGGACUACAAUUUCCCAACUUGCACAGAUAUUAAGCCACUGUUGUGUGGGCUUAGAACCAGGAGACGAUGCAGAGGAAUUUUACAAGGACUUACUUCCAUCAGCUACAGAAAAUUUUCUGGUUUUGGGAAGACGAUUGCAGGCAUGUUUCAUCAAUGCAGUUAAGAGUGAAGAAAAAGAUGAAUUGCUACAUUUUUUCCAAAUUGUGACUGAUUCUCUCUUCUGGUUAUUGGGAGGCCAUGUUCAACUCAUACAAAAUGUGCUACAAAGUGAUCAGUUCUUACACUUAUUGCAAACUGACAAUGUUCAAAUAGGAUCUUCAGUCAUGACUCUGCUACAGAAUAUACUACAGAUCCACAGUGGUGAUUUACUCAAGAUAGAAGGAAAAGCACUGCAUUCUAUUUUAGAAGAAGUUGUUUUCAAGCUUUUAUCAACUUCUAGUCCAGUCAUAAGAAGUACUGCUACAAAGCUCCUACUGCUAAUGGCUGAAUCCCAUCAGGAAAUUUUGAUUUUGCUGAGACUAAGUGCCUGCCACAAAGGUCUCAGAAGUCUACUAAAUAAACAGGAAACCAGGACAGAAUUUAGUCAAGAAUUUAGACAGCUUGUUGAUCUUUUAAGCCCUAAGGUCUAUCAGGAAGGAGAAGAGCAGAAACUUCAUCAGUCAGCUUGCUUGAUUCAAGCUUAUUGGAAGGGCUACCAGACUAGAAAGAGAUUAAAGAAGCUUCCAUCUGCUGUGAUUGCUUUGCAGAGGAGUUUCAGAGCUAAACGAACAAAGACAUUGCUAAAGCUAAAUAGGCAGAAGGAAGAAGAGGACCUCAAAUUGAGAUUGCAGCUUCAAAGACAGAAAGCCAUGAGAAUUUCCCGAGAAUUACAACUGAGUAUGCUUGAAGUAGUUCACCCAGGUCAAGUGGAGAAGUACAAUAGAGAAAUGGAAGAGAAGUCAGCACUGAUUAUCCAGAAACAUUGGAGAGGGUACAGGGAAAGGAAGAAUUUUCACCAACAGAGGCCAUGUCUCACGGAGUAUAAAGCAGCUGUCACACUUCAAAGAGCAGUUCUCAAAUUCCUAGCAAAGCGCCGUAAGACAAAGAAACUAUUUGCUUCUUGGUAUGGACUCCAAGAAUUCACUGACGCACGCAGAGUUGAAUUGAAGCAACAAGUGGAUGACUAUGUCAAAAGACAUCCAGGUUCUGAGAUGUCAGGUGUGGCCAGCAGAGAGCUCCAUGCUCAAGCUCAAGAACGACUGCAGCAUUAUUUUAUGGGCAGGGCCCUGGAAGGAAGAGCCCAGCAGCACAGAGAAGCUCUGAUGGCUCAGAUCAGCACCAAUAUUGAACAGUUAAUGAAGGCACCAAGUCUCAAGGAGGCAGAAGGGAAAGAACCUGAGCACUUCCUAAGUAGAUCCAGGCCUGUUGCCACUAAGGCCAAACAGGCCCAUCUCACUACCCUGAAGCACAUGCAAGCACCCUGGUGGAAGAAGCUUGGGGAAGAACCAGGUGAUGGAAUUGAUGUUCCAAAGGAUGAACUUAGUAUAGAAUUAGGAACUUUAUUUAUUGGUGGAACCAAACCCCCUUAAAGAGUUACCAGGAAAACUGACACAAAUCUUCCAUUUCAGGAAAUUAAAUUGGUUCUGCUUCUGGCAUGCUGGUAGACUAGGGCUAUCCUUAUUUGUGAUUUGCCAGAAUAUCCUCUCCAAACAAGAGUUAUCUACCUCUCUGUCAAUUUUCUUUUUCUUUUCUCCAUUUCCUUGUCUCUGGCCACACACAGAUUCUUGUGGCUUUUACUGUGGUACUAAACUCAUGACAUUCUAUUGUUGAUGUGGAAUGUGAAAUUUCUUUCAUUUCUGCUAUUUUCCAGCUAAAGUUUUUUUUCUAAAUAAAUAUUUUCAACAGUUCUGAAAAACUUGUCAGGAUAAUUUCAACUUUUUCAUAUUUGUUAUUUAAAAUUCCUACUUUUUAAAUCAUUAUUAUUAUUACUACUACUAUUAAAAGUAUGUUCUUGGCUUUGAAGGUGAGGAAAAAAGUGGUCAAUUGAAGUACAUUUUGCUGUUUCCUAAAAACAAUGAACUCAUUUUCUAUUUUAUUAUUUCUAAAAGGA
Castor canadensis (American beaver) is the source of this 2423-nucleotide messenger RNA. RefSeq names its product IQ motif containing B1 (gene Iqcb1). Gene Ontology annotation, molecular function: calmodulin binding. Gene Ontology annotation, cellular component: cilium. The record is from RefSeq and is a predicted model, not a curated record. NCBI's taxonomy places the organism in Eukaryota, Metazoa, Chordata, Mammalia, Rodentia, Castoridae. Gene Ontology annotation, biological process: cilium assembly.